AUGGAUCACUACGCUAUUUCAAUUCAUGGCGCUCUUUUAUCAGAUCGAAGUGGAGCAAUCGCCCUCGACGAAUUGGAGACGGCAAUUCGAAAUUUGGGUCUCGAACAGACACGAGAUGAACUCGACAAAAUCAUCGAUGAGGUAGACCAGCGCGGAAAUCAUCAAAUUGACUUUGACGAAUUCUGUGUGGUGAUGAGGCGGCUGUACAUGAAAAAACGAAGCUGGAAUGAGGUCGUAAAAGAAUGCUUCAGCGUUUUUGAUCGGGCUGAUGUCGAUGGUAAUGGUUUGAUAGACUACGACGAGUUCUCCUAUAUGGUGAAGAACUAUAUGACUGAUGAAGAUAUCAACUAA
Messenger RNA from Angiostrongylus costaricensis, 351 nucleotides. The record is from the annotation of a GenBank genome assembly. NCBI's taxonomy places the organism in Eukaryota, Metazoa, Nematoda, Chromadorea, Rhabditida, Metastrongylidae.